AUGCGACCAGAGCCUUUUAUUACCAAAAAUGUUGUUGGAUGUAAUGUUUUGAUGUAUGUUAUAGAUAUUUCUGAUGUCUAUCGUCCACAAGAAGCCAAAGACGAAAUGUUCAGAUUUCUUCAAGACUCUGAAACUCGUGGUAUCCCACUGAUCAUAAUUUUCUCAAAAGUUGAUUUGCCUUACAACAUGACUGAAACUGAAUUAAUAAAAUUUUUCGAGCUUGACAAAAUAAAAGAACGAAAGUGGACUUUUAUAAUGAUGAGUGCUUACACAGAAAUGGGCUUGUUAGAGGGGUUUAAAUGGGUCGAAUCAAAGGCUAAAUUAAUUUUUUAA
This is a messenger RNA of Entamoeba invadens IP1, 333 nucleotides long. RefSeq names its product ADP-ribosylation factor, arf, putative. The coding region runs from base 1 to 333 and encodes 110 amino acids. Gene Ontology annotation, cellular component: microtubule cytoskeleton; cytoplasm. The transcript has a single exon. Lineage: Eukaryota; Evosea; Mastigamoebida; Endamoebidae. The record is from RefSeq and is a predicted model, not a curated record. Gene Ontology annotation, molecular function: GTP binding; GTPase activity.